Molecule: messenger RNA, 195 nt
Organism: Arabis nemorensis
Lineage: Eukaryota; Viridiplantae; Streptophyta; Magnoliopsida; Brassicales; Brassicaceae
Source: the annotation of a GenBank genome assembly
AUGGCCGGACACAAGGUUGCACAUGCCACAUUGAAAGGCCCGAGUGUUGUAAAGGAACUGAUUAUCGGUUUGACACUCGGUUUAGCUGCUGGUGGUCUAUGGAAGAUGCACCAUUGGAAUGAACAGAGGAAAACCAGAGCUUUCUACGAUUUGCUUGAGAGAGGUGAGAUCAGUGUCGUCGCCGCUGAAGAGUGA